UCACAGGUCAGCCUAACAGCCAGGAAGAAGACAUUGCACCACUGUGAAGGCGGAAAAGUAUGAUUUCCAUCAGCAUGAUCUUCACCGCUCUGACAACAGCAGCUCUGGUGAUAACAGCAGCUCUAGCAACAGGAUCAGUUGAAUGUAAUUUCUCAAAAGGUACCGGAGCUCAGAUGUGUUUUGGAGCAGUGGGGCAGCUGUUGAUUUUUCAACUGUCAAAGACAUCUAAUACAGAAAUGACUUUAAUAAAGGAUGAUAAAUAUAUAAUUUUAAAAAUACAAAAGAAUCAGAAAGUGACUCUGCAUGAAGAAUAUGUGAAUCAGUCUGCACUCUUCAACGAUGGAACAAUCAAACUGGGAAAAGCAAUGAAGAGACACACUGGAAACUAUGUGCUGGAAGAAUUUGGAUCUGAAGGGGUUUUAUUGAAAAAAGUCAAUGUGCAUCUAAUAAUACAAGCUCCAGUGUCAAAGCCAGCUGUUUCUCAGACGUGUUUGUCACCAGAACAGAUGAACAUCAGCUGCUCCUCUGAGGGAGAUGGAACAGAGUUCAUUCUGACUUUGGAUGAUCUCUUACUGUACAAUAGUAAAGUAAACAUGGAGUCACUGGCUGAUAGUACAGCAAAACAAAACAAAUCAAGUAAUUCAAAUGUUACCAUCAGCCUACACGGUCAGCUGACAGGAAACCUGAAGUGUCUUGUUUUAAACAACAUUAGCAGAGAUGAAACAGUUAUUCACCUGAAAAGCUGCAAAGAUUUAGUUUCUUCCUUCCCUGUUGUGACUGUGGCUGUGGCAGCUGGUGUUGUUGCUCUCCUUCUCCUUGUGGCGCUGUGUCUUGGAGUCCUAAAACCUCGUAACCAACCCAGACCCACAACUACCAAUGAGGGUAAGUGA
Molecule: messenger RNA, 890 nt
Organism: Epinephelus fuscoguttatus (brown-marbled grouper)
Lineage: Eukaryota; Metazoa; Chordata; Actinopteri; Perciformes; Serranidae
Exons: 5
Coding region: 60-890 (276 amino acids)
Source: RefSeq, a predicted model, not a curated record